This is a messenger RNA of Mytilinidion resinicola, 1790 nucleotides long. RefSeq lists its product as uncharacterized. Bases 267 to 1406 code for a protein of 379 amino acids. The transcript is spliced from 2 exons. Lineage: Eukaryota; Fungi; Ascomycota; Dothideomycetes; Mytilinidiales; Mytilinidiaceae. The record is from RefSeq and is a predicted model, not a curated record.
CCACACGCCCAUCUCUCUCGCAUAUUUGAAGCCUCAUACGUAACCUUCAAGACUCCAGGCGGACGAAAUUCCGAGUCUCAUUCUCCAGAAAAGCCACUGGGCAAGCUCUCCGCCCGCGGAAGCCAAGCCGAAGCCACAACCUCCUCCGUAUCCGCAUUCGGCACCGCCUCUAGAAUAUAUCUACGCGUCGCGGCGCCCUUAUAACCACGACUACGCCCAAUCAAUCCGUACACUGAUUUUCUACUGCUCUCUCUCCAUUCACAAUCAUGUCCUCACCACCACGAACCCCCGCCAGCCGCCCAACCUCACAUCGUCGUCAACCUUCUAGCAUCGACAUUAAUCGCCGCUCCUCAGGUGCAGCAUACAGCCCCGUAACACCCCGUUCAUCACACGGCUUCCAAGACUACGGCGACGUGGGCGGAGAUGGAGGCGGCGAAGGCCUCGGGAGUCUCGCAGACGAACUGGCCGACGCAUGGGACGACGGCGAGGAAGGCGACGGCUACGAAGAGGAGGACCAACCACUCGCCCAGAGCGUCAAUGGCGACGAACCUCACUUGAACGGAGUUAACGGCGUGCCCCGCGACUCCGGCGUCGUGCUCGCGUCGUCGCCGGAGGUUGAGAAGACGCUGAGUCCGGCCCGCGCGUUGCGGAAUAGCAGACAUCGCCGGAAGGAGUCGAUGUAUGAUGGGAGCGAUUACGGGGAUGACUCGGAUCUGGAGACCAGCGAGGGGAUAUCGGCGGGGCUGGAGGCGCGUAUGGCGGCGGUGGAGAGUCUGGCGAGGCGGGGCAUGGAGAUGAAUGGGAGUGCGGCGGAUGGGGUUGUGGGACGGGUGACGGAGCAGCUGAGGGAUUUGGGGAGUCAGGCGGGGGUGGAGAGUGGUGCUACGCGCCUCACAACCGCCCACUCAGCUCUAGGAUCCCACCUCACCCACCAAACCCGCACCCUGACCUCCCUCACCUCCUCACUCCUCUCCCCGCUCGCCAUCACCACCGGCAUGCUCGACCCAGACACCAUCGACGCCCUCCUCCCCCUCAUAACCACAACCCUAGAACUCCUCCCCCAACCCCCCUCCGAACCCCUCUACGCCCUCGCCCAACUGACAAACCAAACUCGCGACCUCCUCCACACACUCUCCUACCUCUCCGACUCGCUGCACAUGAGCCGCCAGGCCACGGGCGUGGCCACACGCCGCCUAAAGAGCGUCCAAGCCGCCGUCGGUGAAUGGCGUAAAGAAGAUGAAGCACGCGAAGAAGGCGUGCGGUUCAUCGAGCGUGGUGAGUGGGAGAAGCGGCUCAGCGAGCGGGAAGCAGAGAAAGUGUGCGCCGGCGUUGUUGGCGGGUUCGAGGAGGUCUGUGGGAUGUGGCGGGCGCGGUUGUGCGAGGGGUUGGGAGUAGCGAGUGCGUGAGCAUGUCUCCAAGAUUUGACUCCGUAUCUUUGCUUCCAAUAAGCAGGCAGGGUAGGAUUCGAGGAUUUGUUCUGUUUUUACGUUCGCGGACGGCGAUGGGUUCUGCGCUGUUUCGCCCGUUUAUGGUCAUGAUCUACAUACCCUACGCAUUUUUUCUUUUGUUUGGGUUGGGAUGGGGUGGGGUUGGGGAUAGGUUGGUAGAGGCGUACUUCGGAGGACUUGGGGCAUCAAUAGGGAUUGGUUUCGACCAGCCGGAAUACAUUUGCAUCAGCGCUGUCGUUUCCCUCUUUUGUAUCGCAGUAGAUAUUAGACGCAUUAUCUCUCGAUCGCAGUACGGUUAGUGGCUUUCAGAAUUAGAUCGUUAUUCACUAUUUUAUCUUCCGU